Molecule: messenger RNA, 5636 nt
Organism: Epinephelus moara (kelp grouper)
Lineage: Eukaryota; Metazoa; Chordata; Actinopteri; Perciformes; Serranidae
Gene: senp7
Product: SUMO specific peptidase 7
Exons: 23
Coding region: 214-3390 (1058 amino acids)
Biological process (GO): protein desumoylation
Cellular component (GO): cytoplasm; nucleus
Molecular function (GO): SUMO-specific endopeptidase activity
Source: RefSeq, a predicted model, not a curated record
GGUGUACACCGGAUGUCGUUAGCACACAUUGAAAAGCCUGUGCAGUACCGAAACACAAUCUAACCGCAGCGAAAUGUGUUCCUACUGCGUAUGAAAGAUGCUGCUGGGAACGGUGGCGGGGAAAUAGCUGUCUGCAUACUCCUUAUAUCAUCUGCUAUACCCAAGAGAGGCCCCGGCUAGGUGUUCCUGCUGUGCCUUACCAAAUAGCAGACCAUGAUGGAGCAAAGAAGAGCCUUAACUAUUCCAUUUAAUGUUGACAAGGACAACUUGAUGGAAAACCCACUCAAAAUCUCCAUGCCAUGUCUUUCAUCAGAGUGUGGGCAGUUAGAAAGACAGCAGGUUUCCUGGACUGCAUUCGCAGGUUGUAGACGCCAACAUCGUGAUUCCCAGCAUAAAAAUGGAUCCAGGCUGUUUGAUCACAAGCAUGCAGCCUUGGUUAAAUUGGAAAUGGCCAGGAGGAAGCCCUGUCUGAUCCUGACCAACGUCCUGGAGACCGAACUGGGAAAGGCUUAUAUGGAAAGAAUAAAGCAUCAUGCUUUGGGGAAUCGAGGACAAGCGUCAUUUAUGCGGAGGGAGAGUGGUCGAUGCCGAGAGGAACCCAAAGUCUGCAGAGAAAUGAGGUCCACUCAGAGGGAGACCAAGAAUGACAAAAACAAGAGUGUAUCCCCUAAAAGCAACCAGAAGACCAUUUCAUCUCCUGCUCAAAGGCCAAGACUCAGGAGAAGGUCACAAAAUGUUGGUGACACAGCAGACAUAGAAGAAAACAAAGAUAUCGAGGAGGUGAUAAUAGGAAAGGACAAGGGAGAUGACUACAAAUUUGCUGAAGUUGUAGAUUGUGGGUUGUCAGUGAGCUGGGAGCAUGCCAAGGAUACAGGAACCUGUAAUGAGUUCUCCCCAGCUAGCAUCAAGGACGGGUGGACUGAUCCAGAUAAAGACGUACAACACAGUUUGAAGAGGAAAAUGAAGGACACAGGCUCUCAGUGCAAUGGGACAAGCAGCUCGAAACGCCACCGAGAGAGCGUGCUUCGCCUCACCAGAGAAGAUGGAAGAGAUGGAGGACCACUGCCUGCACAAACUUCUCAAGAAGAAAGUGGAGAAGAUGGAGAUUUGGAAAGCUUGGACCGUACCAUUGUACAGUUCACGGUGGGAGCAGAAGAUCAAGCAGAAGUUCUGGUCCCAAUCAUCAAUCCUGACUUGGAGUCCGAAGAGUUUAUUGGUACCCCCAGACAAAGUCUGUCAUCGAGCCAGGACAACACAACCACAGCCAGCCCCUCUGAACCCAUUGUGCUGUCCAGUGAUGAUGAGGAUGGCGGUGACGUCCCUCGGCGCAGCGGACCAGCGGUCCAAACGCUGGGCACCGUGGAAGACGCAGUAAUGCGGGGACAGUCCUCGCAGGAAGCUGUGGCCAAACAGCAAGAAGCAUCUGCCAUAGAGGACAUGGAGGUGUUGCAUUUAGUUGUAGAUGUUCCUGGUUCAAUGGACGCUUCCUCCAUCCCCAGUAUAGACUGCUCCUUCUUCAGUCUGCACUGUGGAGGUUACCACGGGAAAUCGAAUGGAAACGCUAUGAUAACAGACCACGAAAUCAUCAUCCCACUGACAGACGCUGAUGAAGAGGUGGAGGUGAUAUUAACCGUGGAGCGUAAAGAACUGAGGAAGUACAGCGUGUGGGAGCGGCAGGAACUGGAGGACCGUGAGUUUUACUUUGAGCGCGACGAGGAACCCAACCCUGCUGGCGUCCUUCUGUUGUGUGUGUCAGAAACUGCUGCAUUUGUUGUACAGCGAGAGCUCCUCAAGCUGUGUGUCAAACACGAUGGAAUCACAAACACUGACAUGGCGAGCCCCUUUAUCCUGCUGACUCUGAGGAAUCCUGUGGAGGGAAUGGUGGGGGCUUUGAUACGCUCCCUCCUGGACAUUGACUGCCUCAACUGUCUGGCACAUGAGGAAUCCAUCGACUACGUCGACAGAUUUAGCUGCUUGAAAGACUUCCCGUCUCCCGUUCUUUCUCUGGAUGAUAGCAUAGAGCUGAUUAGAAGGACUGGAUUGGACUGUCACCUGCUGACUCUGCUCGGCCUGGAGAGCACUGACCCUGGGCUUUACUCUGAUGAAGAGGGUCCGUAUUCUGACACAAACAAAAGCACCACACCACACAUUCAGCUGGAGACACAGAAAGAGACAGUGCUGGAGACGGAGACGGAGACGGAGACGGAACAAGACACAGAGACACAACUUGGACCAGAGGAGAGUCCGAAAGAGCAAGAGCCCCAAACGCCCCCUGAGAAAGAAAAGGAGGAGCCUGCGCCUAUAUACACACUGUGCCAUCGUAGAAGCAAAGGGUCCUACUCCACGUCGCUGUGUGUACCAGACUCCAGCUGGACUAAAUACAAACAUCAGGGCCAUGCUCGCAGGUUGAUCCAGUUUCCUCCUCCGCCACAGAAAGGAGGAAUAACCGUCACAAUGGAGGACCUGCAGUGCCUUGACACCGGGCACUUCCUCAAUGACGUAAUCAUUGAUUUUUACCUCAAGUAUCUCCUCCACAAAGCUUCUGAGGCUGUGGCCGAGAGCUCACACAUCUUCAGCAGCUUCUUCUAUAAGCAACUGACAAGGAGGGACAACGCCAGUGAAGGGGUCACCAAUGACUCCAAUCAGAGGCACAGGCGGCACCAGCGGGUGAAGAAUUGGACACGCCAUGUGGACAUCUUCAAAAAGGACUUCCUGUUUGUGCCCGUCAAUCAGGAGGCUCAUUGGUAUUUAGUUGUCAUUUGCUUCCCUGGACUGGAUGAGCCAAAAUCUGAGGCCUGGAGUGGUUGGAACUCAGGAAAGAGCCCGGAUGGGACGGGCAAGUUACAGGAUCAAGAGGUGGCUCAGGGGUCUAAAAGCCCAAAUGAUAACACAGAGACACUACCUUCAUUAAACCACACUGACAGCACGGAUGCAGAGACAGAAAAGGCCCCAGAAGAAUCCACCAAAGACCCACCACCUGGUCCAGUGAACUGCACAGAGCGAACCUGCUCGAAGAAAACUGUUAGCAAGAGACCGUGUAUUCUCAUCAUGGAUUCCCUUAAACGUUCUCCUCAUGAGCGAGUCUUCAAACUCUUACGGGAGUACUUGCAGUCGGAGUGGGAGGUACGGCGUGGUUCAUCGAGGGACUUCAGUCCUGAUCAGAUGCAAAGCUCACACUGCCAAGUUCCCCUUCAGGACAACAGCAGCGACUGCGGCCUCUACCUUCUGCAAUACGUUGAGAGUUUUCUGGAGGACCCUGUGGUGCACUUUGACCUCCCUCUACAGCUACAACGAUGGUUUCCUCGGCAGCAGGUGCGGAGGAAACGAGACGAAAUCAGAGAUCUGGUCCUGCACCUUUACCGACUUCAGAACCUGGAUGGUAACAGAUAAAGCAGCUCUGCUCUUCAGUGCAUCACAUUCCUGUAGCCAUUAUAAAUCACUGCUCAUACUGAGCGACGGACAUUUCAGCGUGAACUGAAAAUAUAUCCUUUGCAUUAGAUGCUGUUAUUGUUUUAUGCAUUGACUCAAGCAACACAUGUAAACCUCUGACUAUCUGUGGGUCCUGUGAGUGAACAUGAAGGCAUCAGUUAAUUUAAAAUAAACAGGUAGAUGUCCAUCCAACCAGAAUGAGUUCUCACUGUAGAUUAUAUCCAGACAUGGAAAUGUUUGUACACCCCAUGACUUUUUACUGAUGGUAUUUAUGCUGCAAGAUAUUUUAUAAAGUCAGUUAUUUGUAUUUAUUUUUUAUGCAUCAUCAUAGGAAAUUGUGUAAAAGUAUAAUCACGGUAAAACCUAGUUCGUUUUAGUUGGGUUUACUUGGCUUUGCAGAUGAUUGUAGACAUUUCAGGUGUGACUUAAUAUUUCAGUCAUAGAAGUAGAAUAAUGUGAUCAUUUGAUUUCAGUCUGGGUCAUGGAUUUUCUGAAGCCUGAUUUAUAGUUGGAUGCUCGACAAUUUUGAGUCACUCAAUAGAAAUUAAACAGUCAAGUGUUGGUCAAUUUGUGCUUUGGGAAAAGGUUUAAAGUCAUCUCCAUGGUAACCAGAGACCUCCAGUGUUUUGUUUUAAUGGUCUGAGUGUAUUUCUAUAGUGUUUAGUAAAGCAUAAUCUGGACAGACAGCUGUUUAAAUCAUACAAAUAUCCCACUGUUUAUGCAUUUUUAACUUAAUAACCAAAUCUGCAUGUAGCAGUCAGCUUCACAAAGACAAACAUUCAGUAAAUAUCUACUGUCAGUCAGCCUGGUGAAGGCAGUUUGACCAGACGCUGUGCUCUCAGCUCCAGAGACGCUGCUGCUGACGGACGGCUGCUUCUUACGCUGAAUGCAGGUUGGAGAUCUGUGUGGAUUAAAAACCACUGUCUCCAUGGCAAAGUUAGGAACACUACAAAUCACAUUAUGCUCCAGGUGUGCGACAUGAAAGGAAAGUGUCGAGCGAUACUUUUCUCUGUCAGAAAUACGUCAUUUCUGUGGAGCAACUCGUCAAACAUGUCAAGCACCUUCCUAUAAAUCAGGCUUAAAACGUGAUUCUGAUCUACAUUUCUUUUUUUGAUUUCAUUUCAUAUUCCCAUGGGAACUAGAAUCCAAACAUCAACCCCUUUUGGAUACAAAGAAAAAAUACACUUUUUCAGUGCCUCAGUGCCUCACUCAGUUAUCCUGUUAGCCUCCCAGAGAGAAAGAAAGACACCUUCUCUAAACAUUAUUAGAGACCUGCAUGUCAACAGGUUUUUAGAUAACUUCAAAUAACCCAGCACUUUGAAAGUCUUAUUUUGAUGUAAAGAAGCAGAUUCCUACAGGCUGCUUCAGCAGUUCCACUGUUGCAUAUUUUGACGUGAUCAACGACAUGAUAGGGCACAUUACUCUGAGUAUAGUUGACUGAAUGUAAACCAGAAUUUUGGUGAAAAUAUCAGUAUCAUUAGCCACGUUAUCUUUUUCUGAAUAAGGUCAAAAACUGGAAUAUUUUAUGCAUGUAUCUAAGUCGCUGAUGUUGCCUGCACAAACUGGCUGGAUUUGACUUAACUGGGAUGUCAGACUCAAAACAGGCUACUGAUUAUUGUUACUCUGGAUGAUAUAACAUAUUCUAAAUUAUAGUUCUUAUAGUCAUGUGGCACUGAAGUUCUUUUUGGUCCCUCCAGAUUGACCAUGUAAACUAAUAGCUUCAGUAUUUAGAUUAAUAAAUAUUUUGGUACAUUAUGUGGGAGAUGGUUCCUCAUCACACAGUCCAAAUAAUUUAAGAGUUUGUGUUGUUUAAUAAAGUACUUUAUUUUAGCAGCAGCAUCUCAGAUUGCUCACAUACAACAUCUAAGAAACUUGAAUCCUUAAUUCAUUAUUUUACCAAUAAUCCAACUUGCAGAAAGGUCGGGGUGCACAGACAUUAGCAUGUGUUUAUAGACCGCUCUCAGAUGUAAAACCUACUUAACUGAGACCUCAGAGACGCUGCAGCCCAUCACUACCGUUGCCUAAAUUCUUCUCAGCAGAGAUCAGUGUUGAUAGUCUUGUAGUAUUUUCCCUGUUUGUUCAGAUGUUUAUACCUCUUUAACACUUUAUGAUGUUAUGUUUUUUUAGACAUUGUGUUGGAUGAAUGUACAGCAGCUGAUUCCAAAAUAUCUUUGGUUUCAAUGGUAUAUUAAAACUUGUAGACCAAA